Messenger RNA from Cyclocybe aegerita, 1413 nucleotides. NCBI's taxonomy places the organism in Eukaryota, Fungi, Basidiomycota, Agaricomycetes, Agaricales, Hemipholiotaceae. The record is from the annotation of a GenBank genome assembly.
AUGGAAGUACCUGCAGACGCGUAUAUACUUCCGUCCCACCUCUCAAAAGUCUGCCUCGACCCCCUUGGCCUGUGUGAUGUGGAAAACCCGCCUGUUUGGGAUGUUAUCGAAACCUCAAUUCAUGUCUUCCGCUCUGAAUGUCCCCCACCCAAUAUACAUCAGCUACCAAGGCUCAUUGAAGAUCUCUCUUACUCGAUUCAUCUCGACGGACAUAUAAAUACCCAGUAUCUAUCUCAUUUCCUUGCGGAAAGAUAUCCGGACCCCUCCUCCCCACUAGCACAGACAACCCUCGAUGCUAUCCUUGACGCAGCCUUGGCCCUUCCAAAGCUAUUUACAGCCCAUACUAUGUGCCAUCUCGGCGAAGGUCACCCCAUUUGCGAGCUAUCUGUCGCGCAAAUACAAUGCAUACUUGCCCACCAGAUCCUGAACACCCUCGUCCGGCCCAAGGGUAAUAACUGGGGCUGCGGCUUUUCCGGCUGGUAUUCCGAACCCCAAGCUCUCGAAACAGCGGUCUCUGGCUAUCUUACAGCACUUUUCAAAUAUUUUGCUCAGUCUCCCAUACACGAUGCGACAUCCGUCACUUAUCAAUAUUACAGCCAGGCUUCGGGCACCAACCUCGAAUCCCAGGUCGACGAUUGGAUGAAGUGUUCCACUAUCCAGCUAUUCGAUACACUUACUAUUGAACCCGUCUCUUCCAGCGGCGUUCCCUUCCCUCAUCCCUCAGCGCCCAGCACUCUGGUUGCUUCAAACAAGUUCCCCGGUUUUGGGCCAUCUUGCACACAAGAGGAGCUGGUGACAGCAGCCUGUCCUCCACUCCUUUUACUCGGUGCCAUUCUGGUAAAUCCUCCCGUGCCAUCGAAUGCUGCGCUGUUGGUUUAUGGGCCAGUACCCUUAACACACUGGCAAGGGCAGGGAAGAGAAGCACGCAGGACAGGAGCGACCAUAACGAAACAUCAUACUUUCCUCUUUCUCGAUGCCGCAGAGCUUGAUACAAGCAACAAAAUCUACCCCGAUCUCGACUUGCGCUGCAUCCUGCGAGAUUUGCAAAAAUUGUAUCUAGGUUUCACAGCUCUUCGACAACAGGGAGUGAUGGAGGCAGCUUCGCCUCUGUGGGGUGCAGGAUCCUUCGGCGGGGACCCAUUCAUUAAUACACUAAUAUUAGCAAUGGCUUCAGCUCGUGUAGGUUUGAAGCUCCACCUGUCUGUGGAUAAAGAGCGAAGAUAUUCAUCGGCGACCAGUGCCAGCACCGAAAAAGCCCAGCAUUUGCUUUCCCUCCUUCAAACUCUGCGAGGAAGGAAUAGUCUGACGAUUGGCAAUACGGUGCACCGACUGCGAUGCCUGGCAAAGGCCGUCAAGACACAUCCUGAAGGUGGUGUGGAUAUAGUAGACGCUUUUGACUCGGAUGUAAUGUAA